Molecule: messenger RNA, 1512 nt
Organism: Cyphellophora attinorum
Lineage: Eukaryota; Fungi; Ascomycota; Eurotiomycetes; Chaetothyriales; Cyphellophoraceae
Product: Phosphatidylinositol N-acetylglucosaminyltransferase gpi3 subunit
Exons: 1
Coding region: 1-1512 (503 amino acids)
Biological process (GO): GPI anchor biosynthetic process
Cellular component (GO): glycosylphosphatidylinositol-N-acetylglucosaminyltransferase (GPI-GnT) complex
Molecular function (GO): phosphatidylinositol N-acetylglucosaminyltransferase activity
Source: RefSeq, a predicted model, not a curated record
AUGCCUUACAACAUUGCCAUGGUAUGCGACUUCUUCUACCCGCAACCAGGAGGAGUCGAAAGCCAUAUCUACCAAGUCUCAUCGAAAUUGAUAGACCGCGGCCACAAGGUCAUCAUCAUCACACACGCGUAUCAGGGCCGGACAGGCAUCCACUAUCUUACCAAUGGACUCAAAGUGUACCAUGUUCCGUUCCUGGUCAUCUUCCGAGAGACGACGAUGCCAACAGUGUUCUCCUGCUUUCCCAUCUUUCGGAACAUCUUUGUACGCGAACAAAUCCAAAUCGUCCACGGCCAUGGCAGUCUGAGUAGCUUUUGCCAUGAAGGCAUAUUACACGCCAGGACCAUGGGUCUGAGAACGGUCUUCACGGAUCAUUCGCUUUUUGGCUUCGCUGAUGCGGGCUCAAUUCUUACCAACAAGUUGCUCAAGUUCACGAUGAGCGAUGUCGACCAUGUGAUUUGUGUCAGUCAUACGUGCAAGGAGAAUACUGUUCUACGAGCGUCACUAGACCCUCUGAUGGUCUCUGUCAUCCCCAACGCUGUGGUGGCAGAGAAUUUCCAGCCCUUGCAUUAUCAACCGAAGCCUGAGGAUCAAGCGUACAUGAGACCACGCCACAUGGCAAAGAGACUAGGUCCGAACGAUGAGGUCGUCAUAGUCGUUGUCUCUCGGCUGUUCUACAACAAGGGCACUGAUCUCUUGAUUGCCGUCAUUCCUCGAAUUCUAGCUGUUCAUUCCAAAGUACGCUUCAUUAUUGCCGGCUCUGGUCCGAAAGCGAUUGACUUGGAGCAAAUGCUUGAAAGGAGAGUGCUACAGGACAAAGUGGAGCUCCUAGGCCCAGUGACGCACGAAGGAGUUCGCGAUGUCAUGGUUAGAGGCCAUAUCUACCUUAAUCCAAGUUUAACAGAAGCCUUCGGCACUGUCGUUGUUGAGGCUGCAAGUUGUGGGCUCUACGUCGUGUGCACCCGCGUGGGUGGCAUUCCUGAGGUUCUGCCCGCUCACAUGACCGCUUUUGCGAAACCGGAAGAGGACGACCUUGUUGCAGCAAUGAGUAAGGCCAUCAUGGACCUUCGUGCCGGAAAGGUGCGAACAGAACGUUUUCAUGAUCAGGUCAAGCUCAUGUACUCCUGGGCAGAUGUUGCACAACGCACUGAACGCGUUUAUGACGGGAUCACUGGCGCUAUCAGCGAAGAGGAAUUCUACGGCCAACAUGUGCGAGCAACCUGGAGCGGAGUGCGCGGCAGGACUGGUGUCCACAGCUAUGCAUUGAUCGAUAGGCUGAAGCGAUACUACGGCUGCGGGAUAUGGGCAGGCAAAUUGUUCUGCUUAUGUGCAAUCAUCGACUAUCUCAUUUUCCUGUUCCUGGAAAUAUUGUACCCAAGAUCGAACAUCGACAUAGCAAAAAGUUGGCCUCGCAAGCCAUUCAUCAACGACAAGAAUAAGCCGGUCGAGAACGGCCUGAGGCGUCGGGGGACAGACCUGAUGGAUCGAAGAAAUGGCAGCCUUGUGAUGCGAUAA